This is a messenger RNA of Schistosoma turkestanicum, 1090 nucleotides long. Lineage: Eukaryota; Metazoa; Platyhelminthes; Trematoda; Strigeidida; Schistosomatidae. The record is from the annotation of a GenBank genome assembly.
UACUGAAAGAAUAAGAAUUGAGCGCAAAGAAAUCAAUCGGUUUUUACUAGCUCGUGCAAAAGAUAUUGGAUAUUGGAUGUUGGAUUUGUUGCGGUUAAUACGGAUAGUGCGUUCUUCGUUAACCUAAUGACAGUUCAUAUUACACAAUACUUGUCAUUUCCUUGGGAAUUUGUCACCUCAUUAUAUUGGAGACGAUAUCCAAAUCCUCAUGCAAAGCAUGUAUUGUCUGAAGAUGUCUUAGAAAGGUAUAUUCUACCAGAUGGAAAAUUGUACACUAAACGACUGCUAAUCAAGAAGAUAUCAAAAAGAAUACCGUUUUGGAUGCUUAGGUUUUUUCCUAGGGGCCAGGUAUCUGUUAUCGAAGAAUCUAUUAUUGACGUUAAUGGUAAACGCGUCGAUGUCGUUUCGAAGAAUUUCGGUGCUUAUAAAAAAUACCUGCAUGUAGGGGAGUAUUGUUCGCUAGUGCCAUCAGAUGAUCCUUCCGUAACAAAAAUAUCACGAACACUUUCACUUGAAUCCAGUUUAAAAGGCUUUUUACGUUCAGCUCUCAUGAAAACAUCUCAAACCUACUAUAAUUCCUCAUCUAAUGAUACGUACUUAGGAUAUCUGUAUCUUUGUAAUAUGUAUAGCAACACAGCCAAAUCUAAAGAACGGCAGUCAACAAAUGAUAUGACUAAAAGUUCUGUCCGAACGGGUAGUACAAGUGGAACACAGGAAUACACUUCAUCUAAACUACCUCGUGUGGUCAUGGCAGAUUCCGGAUAAUUAUACAUCAAAUACAUUAAGACCGUUAUUUCCUCAUACAUUUCUUUUUUGUAGCAACAUUUUGUACUUAGGAUUUCUUGUUAUUUUUUAAACUAUGUUGAUGCUACGAAACAUUCACUUUUUUCUAUUAAUAAAUACCAAUGUUUUCUAAUUUUUUUUCUGCGAUCCAUCACUCUAGAAUUACUCGAAUAAAUCAAAUAUAUAUGGUCUUUUUCUUUUUGGCGUUUAAUCUCUUUCUUAGAUUGUCUAAUUAUAUUGUAUUUUCAUAGUGAUGAAUCCCUAAUUGUGUUAUACGAAAUAGAGAAAUAUAUUCGUAUAGUAAACG